Microplitis demolitor is the source of this 2710-nucleotide messenger RNA. It is a transcript of the gene Sytbeta, whose product is annotated as synaptotagmin-5. NCBI's taxonomy places the organism in Eukaryota, Metazoa, Arthropoda, Insecta, Hymenoptera, Braconidae. Gene Ontology annotation, biological process: calcium-ion regulated exocytosis; cellular response to calcium ion; regulation of dopamine secretion. Bases 262 to 2007 code for a protein of 581 amino acids. The record is from RefSeq and is a predicted model, not a curated record. The transcript has 10 exons. Gene Ontology annotation, molecular function: clathrin binding; syntaxin binding; phosphatidylserine binding. Gene Ontology annotation, cellular component: membrane.
AAAUAAACAAUCGAAUAUGUACAUUUUGAUUUCAUUGAAAAAUAUAGGACUUAUACUAAAGUAUAUAAUUAAAAAGUUGCUGAGUGACUUUUGCAUACACGAUGGUAACUAUUACCAUCGCGGUACAGUAAACAUUGCUAUCUAAAAUUAUAAAUGUUUCUAUCUGUGAUAUGAGUGACUACUGUUAUUGACGAAACCAAUAAGUUUGAUUGAAAAAGACAAUUAAAUUUUUGUCUUUUAUUAAGCAGUAAAUAAUUAAAAAUGGUUUCGGCGGCUGUUUUGGGUGCAGCAGCUGGCACUGGAUUAGCUUUGGUUGUCGCUGUUACUAUUGUCGUUUAUCGGUAUUAUUCGGUUAAACGAUUAGGAAAAUACUGGAGUACACUUGAUCGUUGGCCUGAGCCACCUGCUUCAAGUAAUAAAUCAUGCUAUAAUACCAAUCAAGGUCAUCAUCAUUGUCACAGUCCACCUUCUCAUGUACUCAAUUGCUGGAGAAAACCUCAACGAAAUUACUAUGCUGUUCAAUCCCAGGAAUUCAACGUAGCAAAGGAACAUCACGCAAUCCAACCCUCGUCAUCAACCAUUGGCACUGAAGGCCCAGGCUUACCACACCAAAGUCGAAGUUACCCAACCAGCGGAUCAUCAGUUCAAGGUCCGGGAGGUCGAGUUCUCGUUAGGAACCCAUCUGUGAGCUCACAAAGCUCUUUAGAAGGUGCGUCCAGUCCAUCAACGCAUCGUGGAUCAUCACCCCAAAUUCGAGCCUUUGGACCUGAUGGUAGACAUCAUCAUGAUUUAGUUCACGCAUCAUCUUCAUACCCACCCAGUAGAAGUUCCAGGUCACCAUCGCCAGCAAGAGCUUCAUCUUUAGAUGCUCGAUCUGCAAGCCCUGCAAACUGUGCAGGAAGUAUUCAUAGUGGAGUAGCAUCACCAUCACAAAGUUCAUUAUCAUCUUUGGCAACAGUAACAAGUUCAGCAGGCGUACUACCAGCAAAACCAGCAAGCCGUUGUCUUUCACCACUCUUGAUUCCACCUCCAAGAACAUCUAUAAGCGAUGGAAGCCCAGCGCCACCAGCAUCUCCACUGGGAUCUCUCCAACCAGAUCUAUAUCAACGUCGCGAUGGUCCACUUUUCCUAAGCGCUCGGAGUAGAACUGGUAAAUGUAUGGGUCGUCUUCAUUUACGUUUGAGCUACGAUUUUGACAAAUCAGAUCUACAUGUUCAUCUAAUUGAAGCUCAUGAUCUUGCCGGAAGCGAUCAAGGAGGUUUUAAUGAUCCUUUCGUUAAGCUUACUCUCAGUCCGGAAGUUGACAACAGGAAACGACAGACUCAUAUCCAUAGGAAUGAUCCAAAUCCGUUUUUUGAUCAACACUUUAGAUUUCCCGUUAGCUAUGAUGAACUUAAAGAAAAAACUCUCGUUCUUCAGGUAUUUGACUAUGAUCGUUAUUCGAGGAAUGAUGUAGUCGGUUCAGUACGGGUUGCAAUGGAAGAACUAGAACUUGUUUCAUCGACCUCACCUGUAGAAGUCUGGGGUGAGAUCGCUCGAGAAAAGAAAGCGCCUGAGGACAUACAAGAAGUUCUUGUAUCUCUAUCCUAUUUACCAAGUGCUGAAAGACUUACAGUGAUGAUACUUAAAGCGAGAAAUUUAUUUCCACCGCAGAAAAAAGAAAAUUUGGAUCCAUUCGUGAAGGUCAGUCUGUUGUCUGGUGAUAGAAGAGUCAAAAAAAAGAAGACCGAGGUAAAAAAAGCAACAAGAAGUCCAGUGUGGAAUGAAGCUAUGUCUUUCAAUAUUCCUGCUAGUUCUUUAGCAUCGUCCGCGAUUGAAAUUUGUGUGCUGGAUGCCAGUAGUGAAUUGGGUGGUAAUACUAUCGUUGGUUCGUGUAUUGUUGGACCAGCAACUAGUGGAAACUUUGCCGGAAGUGUACCGGAAAUGGUCAAUCAAAGCCGAGAACAUUGGACAAGUAUAACUCAAUCACCCAGAAAAGCUAUUGCUAUGUGGCAUGUACUACAUUAACUUUAUUGUAUUUAAUUAUUAUUGGGAUACAUUUAAUACGAAUCACUUAUUUCAAAUUUAUCAUUGCGAGUACAUAUUUACACUGUAAAAAAUUAACGAAGUGAAUGCGGAGCGAAUGACUUAGUAUUUAUUUAAUCCCCUCGGAAUAAAAUUCACUCUAAAGAGGACUUUAUUUUAAUAUGGAAACUCCGAUCCGGAGUGAAAUUAAUUCCUAAAGGGAGUUUAUUUUAAUAUUAAAACUCCGAAUCGAAGUGAAUCUGGAUUUAACUAAAAUCUAGAACACUUCGAAAUCGCUUUGCUAAGAAAACAAACUCCCUAUUUACUCCAAAUGCGGAGUAAUUAUUUUUACGGAGUAAAUUUGGAUUUAAAUAAAAUCCGUAAUCACUCUGAAUUCAGUCUCGAUUUUUUACAGUGUAUUAUAAAUCUAUAUUUGUGAAAAUAAAUUUAAUAUAACUUGUAACCUGAUGUCGGUUGCACAAGAUUAAUACCAUCAGCCACGUUGUACUAAAUAUCACUUUUUUUAAUAAUUACGUUUAAAAACGAUAAAGCAUUUUACAAUAAUUAUUUUAAGGCAAUUAGGGUCAAUUUAACCAGUUUAUAAUACAGAUACGAACUUAAACUGAUUGAGUUUGGUAUUGAUAGUAAGUAAUUAUGAAGAAGAAAUCAAUAGUUAUAAAUAUAUCUAUUCAAACUGUUAAAAAUA